AAGAGCCCAGUGAGCUGUAAAAAGGAGAAGUUCGUACAAGUCUGAGCAGAAACACUCUUGCAGGAAAAACUUUCUCUUCUCUAUUUCUUCCAGGGAAGCUCUCGUUUGAUUUCUGUCUUCUUUAUGGACUGUGAUUUCUUUAUUGGUGACUAUUUAUCUUGAGGACAGGACUAGAAGAUAAAGACAUUGCUCUUGUCAAACAGACAAAGCUCUCUUGUUAAAUAAAGAAGACGGCGGUUGACAAAUUUCCUGAGCUUUUUGUUUAAAGAUGGCAGAUAUUGAAAAUUACACCAGUUUACAAGAGUUCACAGAAGAUAUCUCGCAUAGUGGAAACAGACCUAUACUCACAGCACAGGGCAAACAAGGUGUUCACAAAGGGGCAAAGUGUUUGAGGGGGCAGGUUUCUCUUGUACUGCUCAUUGCUCUACUGGCCUCAGUUUGUGCAAACAUAGUACUUGGUGUUCUCUUGGUAAACAGUCGCGGAUCAGCUGUCACAGUAAAACCAGUCAAGAAUGAUGAGUCUGAGGCUGCAUCUCUAACUCUCAAACUCACCGCUAUGCAAGAGCGUUUCUCCCGCCUUUGCUCUGAAUACACAAACCUUGGACAGACUUGUUCAAAACCGGUGAUCAAAUGUAGGCCAUGUCCAGAAAACUGGCUGCAUUUAGAAGGAAGGUGUUAUUACUUUAGCGACGAUAAACUCGACUGGCAGCAUAGCAAAGAGAGUUGUAUGUCUAUGGGCGGACAUCUUACCAUACUGCACAACCACCAACAACACCACACACUUGAGAGUGUCGCACGCAAGCUUGGUGGAUUUGACUAUCAUUUCUGGAUUGGUUUAUCAGACACCGAGACUGAGGGAGUGUGGAAAUGGGUGGACAACACAGUGGUUAAUACAACGUUUUGGAAUGAAUUGGGUGAUGAGCCCAAUAAUCACCAAUCAGGUGGGGUUCAUGGAGAAGACUGCGCAGUGCUGGACUCACGCUCCAAAACAUGGUUUGACGUGCCCUGUGAUUUCAAUUACAAACGUAUCUGCGAGAUGGACCCUAUCACCUUUAGCGUUUAAUUUGAACUGAAAAUGUGCAAAAAUGUAUCUCUAUUUUUCUAUUGCGUUCAUUCUUUUUAAUAAACAGUGAAAUGGAAAUUCUCAGGUUCAA
Labeo rohita (rohu) is the source of this 1154-nucleotide messenger RNA. RefSeq names its product C-type lectin domain containing 1 (gene cldc1). The transcript is spliced from 6 exons. The coding region runs from base 269 to 1063 and encodes 264 amino acids. The record is from RefSeq and is a predicted model, not a curated record. Lineage: Eukaryota; Metazoa; Chordata; Actinopteri; Cypriniformes; Cyprinidae.